GUAAUAACUAACAACAUGGAGUUCCCUCUUGGUUAUAGGGAAGUUAUACCCGAUCAAACAUUACCGGAGAAGUGGAAAGAAAUCGUAAUAAAUGCCGGUGGUAGUCAAAGUACUUUACAAGAUAUAAAAGUCCCUGAGAGAGCGGGUGGAUACUCUUACAAAGACAGCACUAAGCAUUUUACAAGAAAUCGUUUCAUCUACUGGCGCAUAUCCCACGACGUUCUCGAACUUGUCGAGCACAGCCUAGACGUAAAUCUUGCCAACUGUAAAGUAAGAUACAAAUUUACCGACAGGCCAAUCUUGGAUGGAAUUUCUAUACAUGAGACAGUUAACUCUGUUGUGAUAUUAGUCGUCACUGUAUCCAGUGUCCACAAACUCACUUUUCCACAUCCAGAUAAAAUACAUCGACAGGAACAUGUAUUGGGCUCUCACCCGGAUCUUAGUGUUCCAUCAAUCCUUAACGAUGCAUCGAAAAAUAUUGUUAAUGCAAACACAGGGACAACAAACACACCAGUGCCACAUGCAGCAGCUUCGUGGCUGACUUUACCUCAAGAAGAAGCAUUAUUUGCACUCGCAUACAGCACUGGAAAUAUUUUAUUAAUCCGUCUUGAUACAAUGACUGGGCUUACUCACACAACUGAAUUGAAACAGGAUUCAAUUGUUCCCAGAUUUCUGUCCGGCAUUGCGACUGCUUUUCGAGGCCGCAAUUCCGAAGGACACAUUCCAAUGUCGCUUGCUCUACAUUCGUAUGGUCAUGAAAUGUACCUUUUUGCUCUAUGCCGGGAAGGAAAUGUCAGGAUGUGGGCCUGCAGUAAAGCUCAGUGUGUGGCAGUGGCAGAUAUUGCCAUGGACAGUAGAGUCCCUUUGCAGGGGGUACAAGGACACAUUUUGAAAAAAACUGUUGGAGCCAAUGACAACGAACUUUAUUUGGGAACAUUUUUAAAAUUUGGGACUGGAUGCGAGUUUAGCAUUCUUAAACCACUACAGGAUGCUGGACUGUUCAAAUUUGUUAGGAUUUGUACUUUAUUUGCACCAGAUCAACAUUUGGUUGAUUUCUCCUUCACAUCAACUCGACUGUGGGCAGUGUGGCGAACGACAGACAUGGACACAGUAGCCGUGACACAUGCAAGGCUGCCGUUGAAUGGUGCACAAGUAAAUUCCGAAUGGGAAACUGCAGUACUAGUGCAACCGCCAGACAGAGAUUACAUAGUGAGUGAUCCUGGAACAGAUCCAAGGCAGUCAUACAUUGGCUAUAUUUUUCAUCCUGGUCAAUUUCCGUUAGCGGACAUAACUCGCGCCUUGAGCAUUUAUCGACGCUCUAAUAUUAUAACAGACGUGUCACUGUCUCCCGCAGUUCUGAAGGAACGUGUGUGUAUGGCCGUAGAGGCUGAAAUUCAAGCAGAAGUAAUGGAUUACGAGCUUUCAGAUGAUGAUUACUUAGAGAUAGCCAAUCGCUGCUGGUCAAAAUUCUAUUCCUGUGUAAUUCAGUACUAUGCCAACGGUACAAAACCUGUUGGGUUGUUGUUACUACCAAAUGUAUAUGGGGCAGUUUUGCUGAAAAAAUCAGCAUUUUCCCUGUUACGACCAAUGGAGGCGCUUGAACAUUUGAUGCUGUGCAAUGACAAAUCAUAUGUGCAAAGAUUCAGUACUACACCAGUCUUGUCCCAAGAUGAAGAUACUUGUCAAAAUUUAAUCACAUUGAUGUCUGCACUAGUUUUGCUCGACGAUCAAUUGACCGAGGAUUUGAAAAAUGGAAUUGAACGCGAACUAUAUCAUUUACGCAGUCCAGACAUUAUUAUUGAAGAGUUGUUAACCAAACAAGUACUAGAGGCAGAAGACCCUUUAUCCGAUUACGAUUUUCAAUCGGAAUUGAAUCGUAAAAUAGAGAGCAUCAAUGACGUUUCACAAGCAAUGGCUAUGCUGGUAGAAGCACUGACUUACGAUCUUGGUCAGCCAAGUAAAUUGCAGCUGGAUGAGGUGCAGGAAGCCUCUCGAAUCCUCCUCAAUGUCAGUCACUUGUUCAGCAGCCAGUUAGGAAUUUCAGCCAUAACUGAAAGCGUAUUGCAAAUCACUCAGCUCAGAUUUUCAAUCUGUAGAAAUUUGCUGAUCCUACAACAAUUAGUUUUAAAGCGGCCUGAAGCAUUUGAUCCAAGAUCUUUACACUCUAUAAAUUCUUCACUGGCACCUAGAACGGUUGUUCUAACACAGGCGUAUUAUGCCGUUAUGUGGAUUUGUGAAUCAACAGCCAGUUCUACACCAACUCAAACUUUGCUAGAUACCAGUAUGCAGCAUCUAAGCCUUUUAAAGCUUUCAGAUUCUGGAGUAAAUAUUGUUCAGAGACAACAGAGAUCAUUGUCUCUUUUGGAACUGUUUAUACAUAGUGGAGGUGCAAAGCAUGCCCACACUUUGAUGGCUCAUACGAUAACUGACACAUGUGGACUUAUACCAUGGCAUGAAAGUAUGCUAACGCAUGUUACUCUAAUGGCUCAAUUCGUUUGGCCAAUAUCAGGAAAUUUUAUUUUUCCGGAAUGGCUUUUAUCAAGCUGUCAGCAUUUGCUUGUUCAAGAGUACGUUAGACUAUUAAGUACUUGGUGCGAGUGGAACAGUGCCUCUCGCAAAUUUAUCAUGGCAGUGUCCUUGCUUGAAAUGGGUGAAACGCGCAAGGCCUGCGACCAAUUCCUUCGAGCGUGCAACGGCAUUUUAACUGACACAUUUUUGGCUAGUACCUUACUAGAUUCCUGUAUAGUGUCCGAAAGUAGCAUGCGAGUUAAUUACUUCUUGAAAGUCAUCCAGCUGUUUGAACAUCAUAUGGCCGCAGAUUGUAUAAUAGAGCUGGCGGAAACUGCAAUAACAGUAGCUGACGAUGACAAUCCAAAUUUGCCCACGCUUCAUUCAAUCAUAUUCAGACAACAUCUGAAUCUUGGACAUCAUACAGAAGCAUAUCAUUGGCUUAAUUCUAACCCAGAUCCUUCCCGAAGAGUUGACUGCUUGAGGCAGCUAGUAGCAACAUUAUUUGAGAGGAAAAAAUUAUUGGAAUUAGUUACAUUUCCUUAUGUCGAGAUGUACGAAAAUCUGGAAAGAAUCGUCGAAGGCAGGGCACGGAGUAUGGAUCUUAUGGAAAAUAAUUAUUACAAUUUUCUCUAUAGCUUCCAUAUAAAUAAGGGGAAUAUGCGAAAAGCUGCUUCAGUCAUGUACGAACAAGGCAUGAGGCUAGGACAAGAAUCCCACUCCCCUGCAAUUAUACUAAAACAGUCUCGGUGUUUGUUGGCUUGUAUCAAUGCGCUGCAUCUUGUAAAGGAAAAAUAUAGGUGGAUUGUGCGCCCUGUGGCUAAUCAAAGUCAAUCGGAGGAACCUGAUCCCGUAAAAAAACGGAGUAUAGAUGGCAGGGAAGUUUUGCAUUAUAAAGUGAAGAAACAAGUAGAAGUUUUAGAACUGAAAGAGAUCAAAGAUGAGUAUUACAUCGUUACAGCAAGAUUAAAGUUAGCCAAAUUAAGUCCAGAGAUACAAACAAUCGCGCGUGCUGGGCCGUCCGAACUUGUUGCAAUUUUAUCCAAUGUUGGUUUGUACACGACCGCUUUACACUUGUGUGACCGAUUUAGUUUAAAGAAAUCUUCCGUACUUGAAAAUUUGGCCUCACAAUGUGUAACUCUGAGCUUUCAAGAAGAUGUUAAUGCUUGGGAUUGGCUAAUACAUAAUGAAAUUUUUGAUAGAGGUGUAUCAGAUUCAAAUGUCACAAAUAUUGCUUGGAGAUUAUUGGAGCAUCUUACAUUGAAACAUGAACGGGAUAAUAGCAGCGAAUUGCACAAAGCUGUUACGAAAAAUCUACUGCAUCAUGGUGCUUUUCUACCGCAGUGGCUAAUGUCUUCUUACAAAGAACGCAACGCGGCUGAACUUCUGAGACUUAUCUUAAAUUCUGGUCGACUUUUAGAAGCAAAUGCAAUAGCCAUUGAAUAUAUUGGUGCAGUUAUGGGUAGAGGGAAAGAGUUUUUUGGUUUGGCAACGCCACUGGUAGCUACGUCGCCUGCUGUGUGGCUUCCGUUGAACACAUUAGAAUUGCUUCUACUAGAACUUGAACAUGCUAGCAAAACAGAUCCCAUGUAUAUAGAGAGCUACGAAGAAUUGAAAGAAACCUUAGACUACUACAUCGAAACAGUCAUCCGAGUUUCAGAAGAUAUGAUACAGAUGAAAAUAAACAGUCGAGUGGUUUAAC
This is a messenger RNA of Diprion similis, 4210 nucleotides long. RefSeq names its product nuclear pore complex protein Nup160 homolog (gene Nup160). Gene Ontology annotation, cellular component: nuclear pore. Gene Ontology annotation, molecular function: structural constituent of nuclear pore. NCBI's taxonomy places the organism in Eukaryota, Metazoa, Arthropoda, Insecta, Hymenoptera, Diprionidae. The transcript has 13 exons. Bases 16 to 4209 code for a protein of 1397 amino acids. The record is from RefSeq and is a predicted model, not a curated record.